AUGGAUUCGGAACUUGAGGAACAAACGCAGGGAUUGCUAAAUCCUUCACCGGACUCCUUGGCCUCAGUGAAAGUCUUCCCAUUGAUACCGCACCUGAAGAAGGAUAUCAUAAGCAACAUAGACUCGGCGUUGACCUGGGAACAGUUGACUGCGUCGGAUAUUAACUUCGCUAUCAUCCGUCCUCUCGUCUUCAAAUAUGCCCAACUCAAGAAUCCCGCCACUAUAUACGCAUGCCUGGUCGUGCGGUCGCACUUUCUCGCGCUGGCGUCUGAAGACAUAGCGUAUACCGGACUCAUGAUGUCUCGGGCCAAUGCUUGCGAAAUCCUUGCCAUCAAGCUCGUCGCCACGUUCGCACCAUCCGUCUACUCUUCGACUUCGCAAGUGCAGCUCGUUGCAGUGCUGACAACUUCUUGGUCGCCCCUGCAAGGUGCUCCACCACAUGUGCUUGCCCAAAUCAAAGCGGACCUUGGCAUCAGCAACGACAACGGGCAUGUGGAUGAUUAUGGCUUCCCACAUCACGAUAUCAUCGCCGACCCGGAGUGCGCCCUGGAAUUGGCCAUCGCGACAAAGAGCAAGAACUUUCUCAGUAGUCCGGUCGUUCAGGCAGUCGUGAAUGAUAUCUACACGGGGCGCGUAGUGUUCAGCAUGACCGCGCACAAGUCGGUAUUAGCUGACAACUAUAAACCCCGCGCGAUCGAGAUUUAUGAUUCCAGGAGCGCACCGUUCCUGGAUCAUUAUCGGCUGCGGGUACCGCGGUAUGGGGCUAUACUAGAAUUUCUCAAUUUUGCGUUGUUGCUGGUUACUUUCGUGUUAUGCCUCACCAACCGCAACAUGGAGCAUAUGCAAAUUUCCGAGAUAGUAUUCAUCGUCAUCGCGAUCGCGUUUGCUCUGGAAGAAUACACAGCAUCCAAGGAACACGGAUGGAAUGUUUACAUAGCGAACAUGUGGAACGUCUUUGACACCGGUUUUGUCUUGAUCUUCCUAGCAUAUUUCGGGUUUCGGCUCGACGGAUUACUUCGUGGAUAUCCACCUUCAUCCGAACUCAGUUUUGACAUACUUGCUUGCGGAGCUUGCAUUCUGUUUCCGAGGCUUGCAUUCUUCGCAAUCAAGAAUAAUCUGGUUGUUAUCGCUCUGCGAGGCAUGAUGACCGAAUUUCUGUUCUUCAUGGGUAUCGCAGCGAUCUGCUUCUCGGGCCUGCUCUAUACGUUGUGGACACUUGUCGUAUUUGCAGGUUCCGAAAGGUGGUCGAUGAAGGGAAUCAUGUGGCUGAUGGUCCAAAUCUGGUUCGGUAACACGUACCUCAGCUUUGCCCAGGCGGCGUCGUUCCAUCCACUCUUUGGGCCGAUCCUCAUGACAGGUUUUGCGGCGUUGAGCAACACACUCCUGCUUACGAUUCUCAUUUCUAUAUUGUCUAACACGUUCGCGAGGAUCGACGCCAACGCUGAGCAAGAGUAUAUGUUCCAAUUUGCCAUCACUACAAUCGAAGGCGUCAAGUCAGAUGCUUUGUUCAGCUACCAGCCGCCCUUCAAUUUGCUUGCAUUCAUCAUUCUCUGGCCGGCAAGCUUCGUGAUGUCGCCGCGAACAUUGCAUUCGUGGAACGUCUUUCUCAUCAAACUGACGUCAUUCCCAACUCUGGUCGUCAUAGGCGUUUACGAGCGGUACCUCCGCUCCGGCCAAGCGCUGCGCAAAGCGAGCGAAGACAUCGCGAAGUCGCUACCGCGCUCGCUUAAGAACCUUCCCAUCCUGGACGCGAUCAUGGGCUCGGACGCGAGCGACCUCUACGAUGCCAUCUUCGAGCUCAACGUUGACGCCGACCCCGCGCUCUUCAGUGACGACGAUGAGCACGGUGCGGCGGACGAGGCGCCCGCGCUGCGGUCUAUCGCGUCCGUGGAGAGCCUGCGGCUGAGGCGCAUGCGGUCGGAGGUCAGCACGCAAUCCGCGGCGCCGCGCAUACAGACCCCGAGCAAGACGAGAUCGCCCCGGAGGGCGGCGGCGUCGGUCAGCCCGACUGGAUCGCCGCGCCGGAGACGACCGCCGCCGAUCGCGCCAUCCGUGUCGGCCGAGGUGAGGGGUAGGGACGGCCAGCCGAGCCCUCUUUCGCGCCUGUUCGGGGGUAGGCCCAUGUCGCCUGUAGCUGGAGCACAGUUGGAGAACACUGCGAGGCGGCUGGAGGCAAUGCUUGAGGACGUGAAGGACUUGCCAGUGAAUAAGCUGAAGGAGGAGAUGAAAGAGUUGCAGGAACGGCAAGCGCGGAUCGAGAACUUGCUAUUGAUGCUUACGAGAGGUAUGAGACAUGAUACUGGGCAGCACUCGGCGAUCCGACACGACACCAAAUGA
This is a messenger RNA of Punctularia strigosozonata HHB-11173 SS5, 2337 nucleotides long. RefSeq lists its product as uncharacterized. The coding region runs from base 1 to 2337 and encodes 778 amino acids. Lineage: Eukaryota; Fungi; Basidiomycota; Agaricomycetes; Corticiales; Punctulariaceae. The transcript is spliced from 19 exons. The record is from RefSeq and is a predicted model, not a curated record.